AUGGAGGACAGCCUGAAGCAGGGCAGGGGGUCCGAGGGGGUGGGGGACAGCCAGGCUGUGGCAGAGCUGCAGGAGCUGGCCCUGAGGUGGUUCAUGGAGACGCAGGCCCCCCUCAUUCUGCAGGACGGAGCCCUGCCCCCCUGGUUCCAUGGAUUCAUCACCCGCAAUUACUUGAGUGAGGGGCUCUGCAUUUUCACUCAGAACUGGGCCCUGCACACUGUGCAGUUGGUCCUGCAUAGAGCACACACUCAGUAUUUGGGUGGGCUUUGUGCUUCCCGGGAACCUCUCGACCCUGCACAGCCACCCACCCACCGAGAGCGGUUGUCAGAUGUCCGCCCCCUCUGCGGAGGGACACACAAAGGCCCGAGCGGUCAGCCCAGUGUGUUGUGUUGCAGGGGCAGCAACCGAUGUCGGCAUUUUGUCAUCACCCAGCUCCAAAACCGGCGCUACGUGGUCGCUGGGGACACCCGCAGCCACGGCAGCCUGGGCGAGCUCGUGCACCAUUACCACGAGGUGCAGUUUGAGCCCUUUGGGGAGACCCUGGCCACUGCCUGUCCCCGGCCGAAGAACGAUGAUCUGUACGAUGCCAUCAGCCUGGGCCUCCACCAGAACAACCCGGGCCUAGGAGACCUAUCUGCCGCUGUGUCCCCCACGGGGGUCCCAGACAAGGACGGCAGCCCCCGACCCCCUCCAAAGCCCCAGGUCUCCUUCCUCCACAUGGAGAGGAGCCUAGAUGUGGGUCCCUGGAACCUGUCUGAGGAGGAGAGCAUGGAGCCCCCUAGCAGGGUGCCCCCCCUCCCUGAGAGGAGUGCCUCCCUUCUGGACCAGUCUUUUGGAAGCUCCAACGACAUCAUCUACACAGACCUUAAGAAGAUGAAGCAGGUGCGGCUCGGUCUGGGCACAGAGGUGUCUGGCAGGCAUGGGCCAGUUCCAGCUGGCAGCCGGGCCAGCUCCCUAGGCAAGGAGGCCCGGAGGAGACCCUCAAACGGAAGCCAGAACAGGCCCGAUGGCCCAGGGCCUGCCCUCUCUGUGGGGAGCCCAGACCAGGGCCCUACAGUGUCUUCCACUUCCCGGGGCCUCCUCCUGCCUCCCAGUGGUGAGGAUCCAGGAUCCUCAGCUGCGACCCGGAGCCAGGGGUCUCCAAAGCCCGGCCAGGGCACUCAGCUCUGCUCCGGGCGCAGUUCUGCAGACACCUACGCGCUCAUCCAGACAGAAGGCUCCCUGCAGGACGCUGGCGAUGUGCCGGACCGGAAAGAAGACAGUACCUAUGAGCAGAUCCCAGUCUGCUGGGGUGGCCCAGCCAGGCCCCUAGUUCCUGAGGCCAGUUUCACACAUGGCAAACUCUCCGGGCCCACAGACUAUGGCUAUGAGAGUUUCACGGGAGCCCCGGAGCUCCUGGAGCCUAGGAACACCUAUGAACAAAUCCCAGCAGCCAAGAGCAAGGACGCUGGACGGACACACAAGGUGGGUUCUGCGUGUGUGGGGGGGUGGCUGCCAGCCCUCAGGGAGCAGCUGGUGCUAGGAGGGACCUGUGACCUUCAGGCAGGGGCAGGGCAGGUCACCGCCCCUGCCCAGAGGUACCCAGGGUUUUCCAACCCUAACAUCUGCUUGCAGGUGGUAGGAGAGGAGGCCAUUAGAUUUGGGUGUAAGAUGGGGGCUCCCUGUCCAUCCCUCUUGGUCACUUCGGGUGUCUCAGAGCCCUUGAGGGGGCGGGAGGAGCUCCAGGUCUGA
Molecule: messenger RNA, 1731 nt
Organism: Miniopterus natalensis
Lineage: Eukaryota; Metazoa; Chordata; Mammalia; Chiroptera; Miniopteridae
Source: RefSeq, a predicted model, not a curated record